AUUUUAGUUGUGUCAUCUUCCGGAGGGCCGGAGGUCAUCGAGUCAUACGUACACAGAUAACCCUUGACGCGUUCAUUGAAGCUUGAAAAUUAUCGUCAAGUCAUCGAUGUCGAACCAAAAAAUUAUUUUUUUUUAGAACAGAAGAUAAUCGCACAAUCUCUCCCGAAGAAGGUCCCAGUUUUUUUUUUUCUCUCACUGGACGUUGACCGCUCGCGCAGGUGUGAGAGUUUUGGCACUUCGCACGCGUUUCGUCAUUAAGCCGCCGACUUGCGGAUGAUGUAAUGUCAUGCUGUCACUUUUCCCGUUGCUAUCGCUAAUAAACAUGCAACAUGUUGCGUCCUUUUUUCGAAAGUUAUCAAUCGGCGACAAGAUAAAGGAUGGCGUACUGCCGCCGGUAAGAGUCAUGGGAACGGCGGAGGAUCUGACGAAGAAUCAGAACAUUCUGACACUAAAAACGGAUACCGAAUUAAAAGAAUCCGUUUACGACCUAUUGAGGACAAUCAAGGAUCCGGAAAAGCCACAAACUUUGGAACAACUGGACGUUGUCUAUGAAGACUGCGUGAACAUUUGUCCCAGCACACCGGUGGGAAUUCCUGUAAUUCGUGUGGAGUUUAAUCCAACAGUGCCUCACUGCUCGUUGGCAACUCUCAUAGGACUGUGCAUCCGUGUCAAAUUGGAACGUCUCUUGAUGGCCUCGUUUAAAUUGGACAUCUACAUAAAAUCAGGCGCACACGCCACAGAGGAAGAAAUUAACAAGCAAAUCAACGACAAGGAACGCAUAGCUGCCGCGAUGGAAAAUCCAAAUUUGAGAGACUUGGUGGAGAAGUGCAUACUCGAGGAGGACUACUAGCUUUUGUACAGGAUUUAUAUUAUUGAACAUGCGUGCUGCUGUUCGUGUCAUAUUUUUAAUGAGUAAAAGAAAUUUUAAUUGUACUCUAAUCCAUAUACUGUAAAUACACAUUGUUUAUAUAUGCGAGGUGAUCAUCAGAACAUUUCCAUCUUAUUGCAACAAUUGCGAGCUUGCCUCUCCUCAAAUUUAUAUUAUCGAUUGAACAGGUUGUACAAUUUUGUAUAAAAAAAAAA
Pseudomyrmex gracilis is the source of this 1083-nucleotide messenger RNA. It is a transcript of the gene galla-1, whose product is annotated as MIP18 family protein CG30152. The record is from RefSeq and is a predicted model, not a curated record. Lineage: Eukaryota; Metazoa; Arthropoda; Insecta; Hymenoptera; Formicidae. The transcript is spliced from 3 exons. The coding region runs from base 287 to 850 and encodes 187 amino acids.